CAGGUCUUCGCCGUCACUUGUGAUAACGCUGAGAAUAACACAACCAUGCUCAAAGAAAUGCACGUUCUCGUGCCGAAGUUCCGUGGAGACCGGGUGCGCGUACGGUGCUUCGGGCACGUACUUAAUCUCGUCGUCAAGGUACGUGAGCCCAUACAAUGUGUGAUUGCUUCUAAUGGCCUUUCUGCAGGCCAUCCUCUCGCAAUUCACGAAGCCGAAGCCUCGUCGCAUCGCCAAUGCGACGCAAACCGACUCCGAUAA
Molecule: messenger RNA, 258 nt
Organism: Trametes versicolor FP-101664 SS1
Lineage: Eukaryota; Fungi; Basidiomycota; Agaricomycetes; Polyporales; Polyporaceae
Exons: 1
Source: RefSeq, a predicted model, not a curated record